AUGCAGGAUGUGUUACUUUGUUCGGAUAAUAUUCAUAAUGUGGUGGCAGAGGGUGUUAUCAUUGAUGGGGUGGGUCCACUGACUAUUCAUGGUGUUCAACUGACAGACGAAUACGCGAGGGUGCGAGUCACCAAAAUGUUACAAGAGGAUGCUGAAAUCCCAUGUUCUGUUGGGGAGAUACACUAUGUUCGAGAUACUUAUGACGCAUUCCUUCCUUGGCCAAAAGAUUUAAUUAUGACUGACCAGGGUCCUCGAAGAAAGAAACCUCCUAUGUCAAAAAGUUCAUCCAAGGAUAUGUCAAAACCUCCUAUGACUAGCCCGCAUCUGUCAUCAACUGGGUCUCACGUCAAUCCAGAAAACACUCUGACCGAAGGCCAACCAUUUGCCGAUCACAUCAUGAAUCGCAUCCAUGUUAGCCUUCAGUUUAUGGUGAGAGAAUUUUGCAGAGUUAAGGGAAUAAACUCAGUCGUCUCCAUUUCAGUGGACCCAACAUUCAUGAAUCGCGAGUCAAUCUUCCUAACUUCAGAGGAUGUGGAACAAGUUGCUACCUUGCAUAUGAUUGGAGGCUCAGCAAUGAUAUUCGGAUUAAGAUGCAUUUGGGAGUCCCUAUUUCCAAAUCAGCGUGUCUAUUACAAGUUUUAUGACAUUGAACGUCUUAGCAUUAAUAAUGUUAACGAUGUAGAGCGAUCAACCAUUGACUUGGCGAAUUGGUUGAUGACCAUGGAUAGAGUUGGUCAACUUUACUUUAUACCUUGGAACAUACGGGAACAUUGGAUGUUGGUGAUUGCUAUGCCAAAAGGAAAAAUCGUGUUCUUAGAUCCAUUGAAAUCACACAAACGUCCAGAAGAAAUUGAUUCAAUGAUAAUGAGAGCUUCUUCCAAUGCAUUACUCGGCAAUCCCACAAAGAUAUUCAAUGUUACAUGUCCAAGACAACCACAAAGUCAUGAAUGUGGUUUUUAUGUCUUGAAGUACAUUAGAGAUCUUGUACGGGCAUCAAAUGCAAUGACUACCCUAAAAGAAAAAUUUGGUGGGAAGACGCAAUAUUGUGAGAUUGCAGGCCUCUUGCCAAUCCAACACGAAUGGUUAGGCAAAUUGAUGACAUACAUUUAUCAGUAAGCCUAUUUUGUUUAGUUGUAAGUUUAGUCUUUUGUAAAUGUAUUAAUGUUAAGGCUAGUUAUCUUACUUAAGUACUUGUAUUUUAUAUGCUUAUGUACAACAUUUUUAAUUAAUAAAAGUUAUCAUAUUUUCAU
This is a messenger RNA of Humulus lupulus (European hop), 1250 nucleotides long. RefSeq lists its product as uncharacterized. The transcript has 6 exons. Gene Ontology annotation, biological process: proteolysis. The coding region runs from base 1 to 1116 and encodes 371 amino acids. Lineage: Eukaryota; Viridiplantae; Streptophyta; Magnoliopsida; Rosales; Cannabaceae. The record is from RefSeq and is a predicted model, not a curated record. Gene Ontology annotation, molecular function: cysteine-type peptidase activity.